AUGGCGGUCUACGAUCGUCUGAGCGCGAGCGAGCGCCGAAUGGCGGUGGCCCUGGCCGCCCUUUUCGGCUUUCUCGGACCAUUCACGAGCACGUCCGUCCUACCGCUGGCGCAGUCGAUGGCGCUCACCCUAGAAGCCACCGAGCAGGACGUCCGCACCUAUGCCGUCGCUCUCUUUGUUGCCGUGAUGGGCGUGGCGCCUCUGCUGCUGGCCGCUGCCUCGAUGGCUUUGCCAGCUUCCCUGUUCGUCUUUCCGGUCACGACGACCAGAAGAGAUUCACGUCGCAGCAAGGCACAGGCGACUGGCUCGGCUGCCGUGCUGUUCUUGCCUGUGCUCUACAUGCUGGCCUCUGUGCUGCUGGCCAGUGAGGCGACGACGUCCUCCAUCGCCGCCCUGGCUGUGCUGCGCUGUAUCCAGUCGCUUGCCAUCUCCCCCUUUCUCUCCCUGGGCGCUUCUACGAUUCGACAGCUGUACUGUGUCAAGAGCGAAGCGCGUGGAGCGGCACUCGGAUGCUUCUAUGCCGGCGCUGUGGCUGGACCGACUGUGGGCCCCUUUGUCGCCGGUUGUAUCGGACUCGGGGGUAUCCAGGCCUGGCGAAGCCUCUUCUGGCUGCAGGCGGCCUUGGGCCUUUUCGCUUCUGUCAUGCAGAUCGGUCUCACCGUGCGCUGUCAAAGGGCAGAAAACCGCAGCGAGGCCACAGAAGAGCAGCGAAGCGAGUGCCAACUUCCCGAAAAGCCAGUCCAAAGCAGGACGGCCGCUGUCAGACACGCGCUAGGUUGGUCAUUCUGGCUCGUGACCCUCUCGUCCUGCGCCUCGAUGUUCGGCCUCUUCCUGGCCUUCAACACACUGACCCAGCUCGUUCGGAAUCGGUUCGACAUUGGCAACAGCGCAGCCGUCGGCGCACUGUUUCUUCCCGGCGGUGCUUCGUCGAUCGUAUGCUCCGUGCUUAGUGGCGCCUGGUCGGACAAGCUGCUUCGGCCAAAGCACGAGAUGGCACCAAGAGAAGAGUGGCGGUCAGCACAUGCUUGGACUAGAUUCGCCUCGGCCUGCCGACCCGCCUCUUCCACCUACGAGCGCAGGCUGAUUGUGGCAAUUACGGGAGCGGGCGUGAUGCAGCCGGUGGGUCUCUUUCUGUACGGCUGGCCAUCGCACUCGGCCUGCAAAACCGACGCAUGCCAAGGCGGGCUGCUGCUGCUCACCGAGGUUGGCUUCUGCCUGCUGUGCGGUGGCGUGUCCAUGACCCUGACGGCAGGAAACGCCUAUCUCGUCGACAUAGCCGGCAGCGCAUCCGUCGCGCAGCGGGUCAUUGCCCUGAACAAUCUCUUUCGCUAUGCACUGGCGGUUGCAGCCAGUGCUGGUACAGCGACGCUGCUCCGUACGCUGGGCCUCUCCCUCUCCUCGACGGUGGCGGCUCUCGCCAGCCUGGUCAGCAUGACGGCGCUCGUCGUCGUGGCUUCUCAAAAGCGACAUGCCAUUAGCAUGUAUUCGUAG
This is a messenger RNA of Acaromyces ingoldii, 1491 nucleotides long. Its product is annotated as MFS general substrate transporter. The transcript has 2 exons. The record is from RefSeq and is a predicted model, not a curated record. Bases 1 to 1491 code for a protein of 496 amino acids. Lineage: Eukaryota; Fungi; Basidiomycota; Exobasidiomycetes; Exobasidiales; Cryptobasidiaceae. Gene Ontology annotation, biological process: transmembrane transport. Gene Ontology annotation, molecular function: transmembrane transporter activity.